Molecule: messenger RNA, 1465 nt
Organism: Megalobrama amblycephala (Wuchang bream)
Lineage: Eukaryota; Metazoa; Chordata; Actinopteri; Cypriniformes; Xenocyprididae
Product: E3 ubiquitin-protein ligase NEURL3-like
Exons: 4
Coding region: 342-1133 (263 amino acids)
Molecular function (GO): ubiquitin protein ligase activity
Source: RefSeq, a predicted model, not a curated record
UUUUUAAUUAGCAAGUUUUUUGUUUAAAGAAACUAAUUCAUUUACAGUAAUUUACCAUAUAAUCGUCAAUAAAUAAUUAGAUUAUAGAUUAUAUUGUGCAUGAAUGAUGCGAAAUUAUUAUUUACCGUGCAACACUGUAGAGUCUGAACUCGAUUAUGUGUGUGUGAUGUGAUGCAUUACAGGAAACUUUCCAAAACAUAGUGAUUUUGACAGUGAGCAGCGGCGGCCUCUAGUGGCUAUAAAUCGGUUCAUUCAAACAGUUCGUUUCAAAGAACCAGUUAAAUUCUAAUUUGAUUACGGCGUGACUUAUUUGAUGCUAGAAAGUCAAGUGCGUGUGUCACAUGCUCGGUAGCCUGAGAGCGAUUUCUUUCCACUCAGAUGUGAAGGGUCGUCUGAUAACGCUGAGUGACGGUGGUCGUCAGGUGACCAGGGACGUGUCGUCAUUCUGCCACGGACUGACGUUCAGCGGGCGACAGGUGAAGAUAGAGGAGAAGGUGCGCCUGCGAGUCAAGGACAGUGUGCGAGGUUGGCACGGAUCACUGCGGGUCGGAUUUACUCAUGUUUUGCCCGAGCAGACAACUUUACCCCCUCUGGCCAUCCCAGACUUGACCCAGUCUCCACUGUGCGCGGCAGUAGUAGUUCCCGUGGGCAUUUGUCGCCCUGGAUCAGAGAUUCAGUUCUGGCUGAAGAAGAAUGGCUGCCUGUCCAUACGAAGUUCUGAUGGCAGAACACACACGGAGCCGACCACUCUGAAUCCCAAAUGGCCCAUCUGGGCGAUGAUUGACGUCUAUGGACAGACCACGUCAGUGGUGAUGCUUGGUUCCAAAAAGAGAUGUUGCAUCUUCACCAGGAGGUCCUGUCCUGCUCUCACACACACUGAAGAUAAAGAAACGCUAGAAAGAAAGAAGAGCAUGCUGGAACAGAGAAACCUGAGAAACCAUUACCUUGACAACACAGAUCAUGAAUCUCCAGACUGUGAGGAAUGUGUCGUGUGUUACAGUAAUGUGGCAAACAGUCGUUUGAGCUGUGGCCAUAAAUGUGUUUGUACUCCGUGCGGCAUGAGGGUUUACAUGACGUUUGGGACCUGCCCUCUGUGUCGUCAGCCCUUGAGUUCCUUCCAUCCAUAUGACUAGUGUUCAUCCCAUUUAAACUAGUGGCCAUUUGGCCUGUUUGCUGAAUGUAUUUUGUCCAAUUCAUUUCAGGACUGCUGCUGUGAUGUACAAAUCUAUCACUGCACUGUGCAAAUGUUUUAAAAAAUGUUUCUCUCUAGUUGCACUAUUUCUUUUUUGUAAAUUACUUUACAUUUUUAUUACAUAUUUAUGAAAAUACCAGAUUUUGUUCUGAAUCUAUAAUGUAAAUAUGUAUGUAAUAUGAUGUAAAUAUAUAUAUGUAAUGUAAAUAUGUAUGUAAUAUGAUGUAAAUAUAUAUAUAUGUAAUGUAAAUAUGUAUGUAUGUAAUAUGAACA